Messenger RNA from Vombatus ursinus (common wombat), 4960 nucleotides. It is a transcript of the gene CEBPZ, whose product is annotated as CCAAT enhancer binding protein zeta. The coding region runs from base 11 to 3229 and encodes 1072 amino acids. Gene Ontology annotation, cellular component: nucleus. Lineage: Eukaryota; Metazoa; Chordata; Mammalia; Diprotodontia; Vombatidae. The record is from RefSeq and is a predicted model, not a curated record. The transcript has 16 exons.
GACAAGUGCGAUGGCUCCUCAGAAGCCCCGCGUGGAGUUUCACCCCGAGCGGCCCUGGGGCCCUGGGAAGGCAGAGGAAGCGGCAGCGGCGGUCGAGGACGAUGAGGAAGAUGACGGGGAAGACGGAGGUGAAGACGGCUUCACCCUGGAAGAGGUGCUGCGGCUCGGAGGCACCAAGCAAGAUUAUCUUAUGCUGGCAACUUUGGAUGAGAAUGAGGAACUCGUGGAUGGAGGCAAAAAAGAAAUGAUUGAUGACCUUCAGCAGGGUGAACUAGAGACGUUUAUCAAAAAUCUGGGUGUAUCCAACUAUUCAAAGAAUUUCCUGUUGGAAGAGGAUAAGGAGCUAGCAGGAAAUAAAGCCAAUGAUAAAGAAACUAAAAUAUCUAAAAUAGAAAAGAAAAAAGAUACUCCAGCAGAAAGCAAAAAGGCACCAGCUAAUAAAGACAAAAAGAGUUUGAAGAAGCAAGCACAAGUCAUUGAUGAAGACAGCAGUACUCAACCAGCUGUAAAGAAAGAUAAACAACAAGAUAUCUUUGAAUUUUAUGCUAGACCAACAUUGCUGAUCAAACCUGGGGGGAAAUGGUAUGAUCUGGAGUAUACCAAUGAAUAUUCCUUAGAACCUCAGUCCCAAGUUGUUGUAUCCCAGUACAAAGCUUUGGCUCAGAAACUGUAUCAACAUGAAAUCGACUUAUUCAGGAGCAAGACAAGUAAUCAGAAGGGUGGCUCCUCUUCUACGUGGAUGAAAGCUAUAGUGUCAUCUGGGACCCUGGGUGACAGAUUGGCUGCCAUGAUCCUCCUUAUUCAAGAUGAUGCCAUUCAUACACUCCAGUUUGUGGAGACCCUGGUGAACCUUAUCCAAAAAAAGGGUAGCAAAGGGCAAAGUCUAAUGGCUUUAGAUACUUUUAAAGAACUGCUCAUUACAGACCUUUUGCCAGACAAUCGUAAACUCCGGACUUUUAACCAGCAUCCUUUCAACAAACUAGAAAAAUUGUCAAGUGGCAAUAGGGACACAAGAGAUAGGCGAUUGAUAUUAUGGUAUUUUGAGCAUCAGCUCAAACACUUAGUGGCUGAGUUUGUGCAAGUUUUGGAAACUUUAGGUCAUGAUUCACUAGUUGCAACUAAAACUCAGGCACUUAGAGUGGCUCAUGAGAUUCUCGCUAAUAAGCCUGAGGAAGAAAAAGCCCUUCUUGUACAACUGGUAAAUAAACUUGGAGAUCCCCAGAACAGGAUAGCCACCAAAGCCUCCCAUCUUCUAGAGACUUUACUUCAUAAACAUCCGAACAUGAAAGGAGUCGUGUGUAGUGAAAUUGAGAGACUAAUCUAUCGAUCAAAUAUUAGCUCCAAAGCCCAGUACUAUGCCAUUUGUUUCUUAAAUCAAAUAGUACUUUCACAUGAUGAAAGUGUAUUGGCUAACAAACUAAUAACUCUUUAUUUUUGCUUUUUUCGGACUUGUAUCAAGAAAAAUGAUGUUGAGUCUAAAAUGCUAAGUGCCCUUUUAACUGGAGUAAAUAGAGCUUACCCAUAUGCUGAAAUCAGUGAUGAAAAGGUGAAAGAACAGCUGAAUACAUUAUUCAGAGUUUUACAUCUUGUGAAUUUUAAUACCAGUGUUCAAGCCUUGAUGUUGCUUUUCCAAGUAAUGGAUUCUCAUCAGACGAUAUCAAACCGAUAUUAUGCAGCUUUAUACAAGAAGCUGUUAGAUCCCGGUUUGCUGUUAUGUUCUAAGCAGUCUAUGUUUCUGAAUCUUGUCUACAAGUCUCUGAAAAGUGAUAUAGUUUUACGUCGGGUGAAGGCAUUUGUGAAGAGGCUGCUCCAAGUCACUUGUGGACAGAUGCCGCCAUUCAUAUGUGGAGCACUCUACCUUGUGUCUGAGAUUCUUAAAGCAAAACCAGCAUUACGAACUCAACUGCACGAGCAUCUGGAAUCUGAUGAAGAAGAAAAUUUUUUGGACUUAGAUGAAGAUGAUGGUACUGAAAAAUUUACAGAUGCUGAUAAAGAAAUGGAAACAAAUGCAGAUGAAGGAAUAGACAAGGAUGAGAGCACAGCUGAAAGUCUUGCAGAGGCAGAAAAAUCAGGUUCUGCCUCAUGGGUUCAUCUUAAGAAUUUGAAGGGUGGAAAAAACUUAAAUACGUAUGAUCCAUUGAAUCGAAACCCUCUGUUCUGUGGAGCAGAUAAUACAAGUCUUUGGGAACUCAGGAAGCUUUCUGAACAUUUUCAUCCAUCUGUGGCCCUUUUUGCAAAAACUAUUUUACAGGGGGAUUAUAUUCAGUAUUCAGGAGAUCCAUUACAGGAUUUUACACUAAUGAGAUUUUUGGAUCGAUUUGUAUAUAGGAAUCCAAAGCAACAUAAGGGGAAAGAGAACACAGAUAGUGUUGUGAUGCAGCCAAAGAGGAAGCAUUUCAUGAAUGAUUUGCGGAAUCUUGCUGUGAACAGUAAGGAAUUCCUUGCAAAAGAAGAAAGCCAGAUACCAGUGGAUGAAAUUUUUUUCUAUAGGUACUACAAGAAGGUUGACAAAGAAAAACAUAAACGUCAAAUAUCUUCAGAUGAUGAAAGUGUAGAAGAUGUAGAUGACGAAGAAUUUGAGAAAAUACUUGACACAGUUGAAGAUGAUAAUUACUUUAGUGCUGCUGGAAAGGAUGACCUCAAUUUUGCUGGUAAUGUAAAAAAGAAAACUAAAGGGACUAAAAAUACCCGGGAGGGUGAAGAAUCAGACAUGGAAGGUAGUGAUGACGAUGACUUGAACGAUUUGGAUGAGGAAGAGAUCUCCUUGGGCAGUAUGGAUGAAGAAUUUGAGGAAAUUGAUGAAGAUGGAGGUACAUUCAUGGAUGUGCUAGGUGAAGAAAGUGAAAGCAUUCCAGAACUAGAAGAUGAAGUCAGCACCAAGGCCAGCAUUAAAAAAGGCAAACGGAAAAAAGUAGAUGAUGUUGACUUUGCUGCAUCACUUCAAGGCCCAAGGCAGAAAAAGAAGCGAUCCUUCAAUGACUCCAGUUUAUUUGUAUCUGCUGAAGAGUUUGGCCAGCUGCUGGAUGAAAAUGUUGGCUCCAAGUUUGAUAACAUUGGUAUGAAUGCCAUGGCCAACAGAGACAAUGCAAGUAUCAAACAGCUUCAGUGGGAGGCUGAACGAGAUGACUGGCUUCAUGACAGAGAUGUGAAAAGUCUUAUCAGGAAGAAGAAACAUUUCAAACAGAGAGGUCCAAAGAACGUGCACAAAAAGAAAAGGCCAAGGAAAUGAAUAUUGUUUUUUUUUAAGAGCCAGUUAUUUAUAACUUUGAAAUUCAUCUUGUUCACUCUUAUUCUGUAGCUUUCAGGCUGUUAAUUGAAUUUGUAAUAAACAAUAUAUAUAAGACCAUCUGGGUCAUUUGUAAAUUCAUGUAAAAGUGGGGUUUUAAUGAAAGCUUUAGGCUAUGUUACAGGAAGGCCUAGCCUUAUGGAGCAGCAUAUCGUAAAGAUGAUGAUGCUAGGUCCCAUUUGUACACAGAGAUCUGAGAGCCCUGGGAGGAGGUGGGGAGUAAUGGAUACUGCUCCUUUUAUAGGUGAGGGUACAGGCUUUGGGAGGGGUAAAAUGACCUGGUUAGAGUUGUCCAGUUAGUGUCUUGGAUUCAGGAAAGUCUACAUUUGCAGAUAAACCUUUUGGAGUCCUAUUUAAUAUGGUAAAACCUGAAGACUUGGAAAUAGGGUAGCACUUUCUAGUAUCUCAGGGCAGUGCUUUUGAAACUGGUUCGUGGGGAGGACCAGAAAGACUUGGGAAGGGAGCUGGUAUUUGUCAAGUUACACAUGGCAGGGUACAUAAUGAGUUGAGAAGUAUAGCAUGUUAGCCCAGUGUAUCUGUACUAGAGCAUAAUCUCUCCCUUUUCAGCCCAUCUAUAACAUCCUUUGUGUAAAGAGUACGUUUUAAAUUCCGAAGCUUCUCUUUGACUGAAAUACAAUAUCACUUAAAUUCAUUUGAUGAAGAAGUUAUAGAGGUUAGAGUACUGUAAUAAUAGAUAGUUAUGGAGCACUUUAAAGUUUGUAAAACACUCCACAUCUAGUCACCUUUUUGAUAGAACACGGGAAAAUUUCUGAACAACCUACAUUUUUAUUUCUUUCUAGGGAAAGGGUUUAAGGCAAGGAAUGAAUCAGUUCUUUUCCAUUCGCCAGAUGUGUUAUGUCCAGAUAUUUUCCGAGAGAGCUCUAAGGGAGAUAACAGAUAAUCCUUCAAUCAAAUAAGGAGUCUGCUUCCCAGUUUAUAAUACUCAAAAAAUAAUGUUAGGUACUGAAGAGAAUCUGUGAAACUGCUAUUUCAAGGCUGAGAAAGGAAAGGUCAUUUUUGAUUGUGGGAUGCCACAAAUCCUUCAUAAAAGUUAACAUUCACCUGUCUCAAAAACUCAAUAGUACUUUUUUAAAUAAGUUUUUUACAAUUCUGAGCACACCCUCCCUCCAUGAGAUUUUCUAUACACAACACAGAACAUAGAGGAUUGUAUAUGAAACCAUGAAUUUUUAUUUCACACUCUUUACUUUGAAAAUAUACGUUUAUAAUGCAUUUCACAUUAUUUUAAAAAUUGCCCUUGUCUGUGCUUCCUCCUGGAAAAUAAAACAUUUUUAUUCUGAUGUGCAUUUUUAAAGAUGUUCCAUCAAACUCCUUUUUGGGCUUCAUGUUUGCUACCCUGCACCUUCCCCUGCCCCCAAUCAAAAAUAAAACCCUUUUUAAACAAAUAAUUAUAGUCAAGCAAUACAAAUCUCCACAGUGUACAAAUCCAAAAAUGUGUAUUUUUCUAUACCUUGAGUAUGUCACCUCUGUUAGGAGAUGACAAACUGACAUGCUUCAUUAUAGAUCUUUUGGAAAGUGGAGUUGAUCUUUGCUUUCAGAGUUCUGAAAUCAUUCAGUGUUGAAUUUGAUUUUGUUUUGUUUUUUACUGUUAACCAUUUGAAUUUCUCUGAUUCUGCUCUGUUCAUGCCAUCCACGAUUCUCUGAAAUUUUCUUUUU